Molecule: messenger RNA, 4984 nt
Organism: Sinocyclocheilus grahami
Lineage: Eukaryota; Metazoa; Chordata; Actinopteri; Cypriniformes; Cyprinidae
Product: protein FAM222B-like
Exons: 3
Coding region: 239-2035 (598 amino acids)
Source: RefSeq, a predicted model, not a curated record
UUCCUCGACCUCAGCGAGGAACACACGUGGGAAAAGCUUACUGCGCAUGCGCGGAUAUGGGCUGCAGCACUGGGCACUGGGCAGCAGCAGUGACUAGACAAGCGCUUUAUCGACACAAGCUGAGUACAGGUGCCGAAUAACCCAGCAAAAUGCUCUUUUAAACAAUCACGCGUCUCAUCCCGAAGCCAGAGAUGUGAUGAGGAGUGAGAGUCCAAUGUUGCAUUAGUCUCAUUGUGAUAUGCUGGCCUGUCUGCCGGUAUCAAACCCCUCCCUCCAGCUUCUCUCGCACACGCAGAUGAACACUGGACUUCAGAAAUGGGACAAUACACAGAGGAUGAGAUCAGCACACUAUCCUACCCCAGCGGAUUUGGAUGCCUAUGCUAAGAAAGUUGCCAAUAACCCACUGACUAUAAAAAUCUUCCCCAAUAGUGUCAAAGUACCUCAGAGGAAGCAUAUUCGCCGCACCGUCAACGGUCUCGACACCUCCAGCCAGCGCUACAGCCCCUACCCACCUCAGGUCAACACCCGGACGGGCCUCUUGGCCAUCGUCAAAGUCCCCGUCAAAGGGAUCCUCAAGGACAUCGAAGGCGGCCGAGCCCGUUUUCUCCCUAAGCUCAUCAUGAACCCGCACAGUGGGCUUUACGCCAAUCCCAGCACUUUAAAUGUUCCUCACACUGUUCCACACCUUCAGACUCCUUUAGGCCAGAAGAGUCUCGCUCACUCUCAGGCCUUGCAGGCCCAUCCGCAGUCCCUGCAGCAGAAGAGCAGUUUACAACCACAGCAGAGCCUGGCCCACCAGGAGGCUUUACAUCAGAGCCAGGCUCACCAACCGCCAGUACCGCACCACACCCUAAACCGCCAACAGACUAUCAUGCAGCAGCAGCCACAAUUGCCUGGUCCGCAAGGACUCCGGCAUCUGCCAGAUAUGGCGCAGUCGGUGCACCUGCAGCACUCCCAGGGCUUCUCUCAAUCCCAGCCCAUGCCACAGGCCUCUUGUGCCGGCCCUCUGGCCCCCGGGGUCUUACAGCCCACCCUGGCAGGCUUGCAGAUGCCACGCAAGCUGCCCGACGCCGAUGCCCCUCCCAAUGUGACUGUGUCUACCUCAACCAUCCCGCUUUCCAUGGCUGCCAGCCUGCACCAGAACCGGCCCAGUGACCUGAGCAGCAUCGUCAAUCAGAUCAACCAGUUCUGCCAGGCUCGAGCCGGCAUGGGCUCUACCUCCAUGUGUGAAGGACAGAUCGCCAACCCCAGUCCCAUCAGCCGCAACCAGCUCAUCAAUGCGAGCUCUCGGGUGUGCACCCAUCCCGGUGUGGGUCCUCCACCUUCUUGCAUCCUUGGUAAUGCUGAUAAAGUCGGUCCAGCUCCCGCUCUGCCACUGCCUGACAUCGCUGCCAUGAACAGGAUGCCUCUUUACCACAAUGACAUGAAGCAGCAUCAAUCCCAGCCACAGUUACCCCACCAACAAUGUCAGCAGGGACCUUGGGGGCAACACCAGUUGGCGCACCUUCAGCACCUUCCGGAGGGAGCGGCUCACCAGGGCAAGAAUCUCCCUAGAGAGGCCCUAGUUGGACCGGGGUUCCUCACCAAGAACAUGGGCUACCCGCAGGAGGUGUGCAUGGCACAGCCCUUCAACUUGAAGCCCUCAACUGAUAAACCAACACCAUCUCCUCCGGUCAACGGGAUGCACAUGAGUUACAGUAACGGCCACUACAUGCAGCCUCCCUGGAACAACAUCCUACCCACGCCAAACAGUGACAGCCCAGGGUCUCAAGACAUGGUGGGGCCGUUCCACGGGGGCCUCUCAGGGGCCUCCAUAGACUGCACCCCCAGAGCACAGUACAGGACCGGGGCAGCCAUUUCCAGUCAGACGAACCUGAUGCAGACCAUGGAGUACAUGGGUGGUGACUUCCAGGCACCCUGCUUCCGAGCGCAGAAUCCUGGCACAAUGGCAAAGAUGCGUAGAGCAUCAGUCAGCAGGGCCACAGAUUCAGGUGAUAAUAGAAAUGUGCACAUCCACCAUCCAGGGUACAGAUGAGCUACGGCCAGUUGACACUAGUCAUUGUUAUUCUGAGUGCAAGGGAAAAAAAUUCCCCUCUUCCCGUUUCGUUCUCAGUCUUGCAAGUGAUCUACUGAAUGUUUCCAGUACAAUGAUUUAUGUGGCUACCACAAAGCUGAACCCCCAUGUGCCACUUUUUUCUUUUAAUUUUAGUAGUUUAGAUUGCUUAAAUAAGUAGCUUUUGGAAAAGCUGUACGCAUUUAUUUAUUUUAGUUUGUUUAUUUGAAUAUUUUUUUCUUUCCAGAAAACAGUCAUAACAGCUUCAGUUUAUGAUAUCAGCACUGUUUUUUUCAGCAUUCCUAUCUGGUCUGUGUUAUACAAAUGAAAAAUGUACCACACAACACGCAUAUAUUUACUUUCUCUUUUUGGUUAGCAAAUGUCCAUUAUUUAAAAAGCUGAGAAGAAAUUCCCAGCAAAUGCCAUUUGUAUGUAGUUGAGGCCUACUUGAGAUUUGAAGUACUAACUCAAUGAAGACAUUUAAGGGGUGCCAUGAUACUGAAAUAUUUGGCUGUUCCAUCUAAGCUAACAGCUUGGACAAUGUAUAGAGGUUGAUUUUAUUUUUGUUCCUCAAUGUUUACAUAUUGUGCUUUUUGUAACUAAUUCUGAAUCGAUAUGAAAGUGCAAACUGAUACUGGGAUAUGCACAUAUGACAAGACUGUUUCUUUUUCAGACUGUUGAACAUGAAUCAGGUUAAAGUCUUAGAUGGAAAUGUUACACUAGGGCUGAGUCAAGCCACAUUGUCUACAAUGUUAAUCCUUCCCUUGAAGUGUCAGCUAAUGCACUAUCCUUUUUAUUCCCUCUUUUUUUCUCGAGUAUCCUAUUAGAUUUCAGUUUAAAUGGAGACUGCUGUAAACUGAAAUUGCUUCGGGACUUGUGCUGUGCCCUAAUUGCAUAGAGUAGGGUUUUAUUUUGUCUCUCAAUUUAAUUGUUACUACUUGAAUUUCAUUGGAAAGAGGUAGUGACGGCAGGCUUCGACUCACUACAGGACUUAAGUUUAGCAGCCGACCCAAAGCUACCUUUGGGAAGAGUGUCAUCAUCUGCUCGUGCGUUAGUCCGUCGUUGAAGGAAAGACGUCCUUGACCGUAAUUGGAUGACGGAAGUGUGUUGAUGUAAGCGCAAUAUAAAUGAGCACCACGGGCUAGCCUGUGGCUUUACUGCUGUGCUACUGUAACUUAGAGGUGUGAUUAGCCGGUGUGAAUGCUGUGUGUCAAGGCAGAUUGGCUCACUGCUUUUGCUCCAUCAUUAACACCAUACCGCUCUUCCCUGGCGGGAUCACUUCCAUCUCCGUCACACGCUGUUGUGUCUGCGGAAGCCUGCCACUGCAUUUUCCUCCCACUUUAGGCACUUGAUGUGUCAUGUCGGUCUUAUCUAAAAUAGCUGAAAUGCACCGCCGGUGACAGUCUAGGUCUGUUCGACGGGAAAUAACCAAAACAAAAGACGCAUUUUAAGUUGAGUUGUUCUGUGAAUUCGAUAAUUGAUCCAUCCCAUGCUCCACGGUUUAAAUCCCAUGGAGAGUUUCUCUCUUUCUCAGGUCUACCUGUGCCUCUUCUCACGUUCUCCCUUGACUUUUACAUCGACUGAGUCUCUCCACCUUUGUCAGGGCAGGCCAUCUGGCAGUGGAGCAUGGGUAUUGUCAGACUUUGGUGGAGCAACUGCAGAUGAGCGAGUGGGUGGAGCCGUGACUCCCAGUAUCAUAACCUCCCCGUUUGCCCCUCAGAAGCCUUAAAUAUUUGAUCCUUGAACUGUCCUUGACAAUAGGCAUGGUGUAGAAUAUAAAUUAAUGAUAUUUAGCUACAUUUGUUUAGUUUUUUGUGAAACCGUAAAUCGGGGGAGCAAACUCCCGAAAGGAAGAGGUUUCUUUUGUAUUUAGCAAUGUAUGUGUAGUACUGGGCUGUAACAGUUUUGCAUUCACACCACAUCAUGUUAUGUUUCCCCACACUAGCAUCUUUAUUUGCUCCGUUUACCAUUGCAGCAAAACAUGUUCCAGUCCUUUCCCGUAAUGGGCGAACGCAUUCGUCAGAAACGCAAGCUCGACUAAAAGGUUUGCGUAGAGGCUGAUGUUUUUCAAUAACACCAGGCCUAGUUUAAGUUUUCACGUCAGGAUACGUUGCCCAUGAAGCUGCUAUUUUAUUCCGACUACAAAAAGUUAUUUCUUAUAAAUGUUGUGAGGAUAGAGUUAAGAUCUAAUUUAUAUUAUGCCUUUUUUUGCAAUGCAAUAUUGUUAAUAGGUUGAGCGUCGGUAGGCAUAAUAAGUUAUUCCAUUUGCCUGUCGACCAUGUCGUUGUAAAGCUUGAACGUUUAGACUUCCUGUAUUACUUUUGAUCCUCUUUUCAUGCCUUCUUACAGCUCAAGAGUACAAAGUCAGGUUACUCUUUUAAUAGUUAAUAUCUCUAUGUGAAGUGCCUCCUCUGGGCUGAUGUGGACCGUGUGUAUGUGACCGUAGGGAUGGAAAAUGGACCGGCGCUAGUGCACAUUCCGUAGACGUAGUGCACUGCUCACGAACGGGGGACCGAGCUACUUUAAAAACUACUGAUAUCGUUCAGAAAAAAAAAUGAACACCGUGUGCUGCUGCAGGUGCAAGAUCUGUUCGGAUGUGAAUAGUUGCUGCUGAAUCACUAGUUUAGGUGGCGAGAGCUACGCUGCUGAACUCCCUAGUGUCCUUGAAACAUUCGAAGGAAUGCUCUGGACAGUUCUUUGUCUUUUGGAGCACAUGCACUCCUGCCCCCAUCGCCCCCCUUCCCAAAACAACACAAUGGCAGUUUUGGACUACAGGAGUGUGUGUUAGGAGUUGAGUGUGUCUCAUCUUGUUCCACCAAAGAACAAAAUGUUACUUGAAUGGUAGCAGUGCGCACCUGUUUUGUGUAACCGAAAACUGUCAUUCCAGAUACACAUUUUUUCAGGAACGUGUUGCACAAACAUUCCCCUCUA